This is a messenger RNA of Acanthochromis polyacanthus (spiny chromis), 3464 nucleotides long. It is a transcript of the gene gabra4, whose product is annotated as gamma-aminobutyric acid type A receptor subunit alpha4. Gene Ontology annotation, cellular component: synapse; GABA-A receptor complex; neuron projection. NCBI's taxonomy places the organism in Eukaryota, Metazoa, Chordata, Actinopteri, Pomacentridae. Bases 393 to 2063 code for a protein of 556 amino acids. Gene Ontology annotation, biological process: chloride transport; synaptic transmission, GABAergic; nervous system process. The transcript is spliced from 9 exons. The record is from RefSeq and is a predicted model, not a curated record. Gene Ontology annotation, molecular function: GABA-gated chloride ion channel activity; transmitter-gated monoatomic ion channel activity involved in regulation of postsynaptic membrane potential; benzodiazepine receptor activity.
UGUUUAAGUCAUUUCAAAGCAGUGCACGUCUAACCAAAGCAGGUGUCAGAGAGGCAGGGAGAGAGGGAGGGAAGGAGAAAGCAAACAAGAGAGGAGACAGGGAGGGAGAGGAAGAGUGUGAGACAGGGAAGCAAACAGAGAGUGGAGAGGAGAGAGGGAGGAUUGGUGCGCUCUAGCAGCAGAAGCAGCAGCAGCAGCUCGGAUCCGGACAGGAAGUGACCGGGGCUGGAGGGUGAAGGUGUCUCUUGACGGAGGACUGCAGGCGGACAGAGGCGCACAACUUCCCUCCUCUUUCCCUCUGCGCUCCUCUCCGCUCCCUGUUGCCCGGGACACAGGCAGGCAGCUGGCGCGGUGAGAUGUGAAGAGAGAGGCUUGAAGUAUGGCAUGCAAGGAUGGUUUCUGCCAACGAGAAGGAGAUGGUGACAGCGACGCGCCCCGCGUUUAUUCGGACCCUCUUCUACUUUUUCUGUUUGGCCACUUGCGCGAAGAAAAUCUGUGCACAGACAAAGAAGGAUGAAAGGAUCUAUCCGGAGAAUUUUACGCGCAUUUUGGACCGACUUCUGGACGGUUAUGACAACAGGCUGCGACCUGGAUUUGGAGGUCCUGUGACUGAGGUCAAGACUGACAUUUAUGUGACAAGCUUUGGGCCCGUGUCAGAUGUUGAAAUGGAAUACACAAUGGAUGUGUUCUUCCGGCAGACCUGGGUGGACCGGAGGUUGAUGUACGAAGGUCCCAUAGAGAUUCUGAGGCUGAACAACCUGAUGGUGACCAAAGUUUGGACGCCGGACACCUUCUUCAGGAACGGCAAGAAGUCCGUCGCUCACAACAUGACGGCCCCCAACAAGCUCUUCCGCAUCAUGAAGAACGGCACCAUCCUGUACACCAUGAGGUUGACUAUCAGCGCUGAGUGUCCCAUGAAGCUGGUGGACUUCCCCAUGGACGGACACGCUUGUCCCCUCAAGUUUGGGAGCUAUGCCUAUCCAAAAACAGAGAUGAUCUAUACUUGGACCAAAGGGCCGCAGCAUUCGGUGGAGGUCCCUCCUGAGUCCUCCAGCCUCGUUCAGUAUGAUCUCAUCGGCCAGACGGUCUCCAGUGAAACGAUUAAAUCCAUCACAGGUGAAUAUGUGGUGAUGACGGUCUACUUCCACUUGAAACGCAAAAUGGGCUACUUCAUGAUUCAGACGUAUAUCCCCUGCAUAAUGACAGUAAUCCUCUCCCAAGUGUCCUUCUGGAUAAAUAAAGAAUCUGUCCCGGCACGCACAGUUUUUGGCAUCACCACCGUCCUGACCAUGACGACUCUCAGUAUCAGCGCUCGACACUCCCUCCCUAAAGUCUCCUACGCCACCGCUAUGGACUGGUUCAUCGCCGUCUGCUUUGCCUUUGUCUUCUCUGCCCUCAUUGAGUUUGCCGCUGUCAACUACUUCACCAAUGCACAGAUUGAGCGGGCCAAAAAGAAGCCGGCCAAAUGUCCGCCGGUGCCCCAAACCACGCCUGUCAAGGUCAAGGACACGGAGGAAGUGCUGCAGCAAAAUCCCGACACUAAUGGCAACCUGAGGAAACGGAUGAACUACAUCUCCCACCUAGAGCUGCGCAGUCAGCAGAGAGCUCAGUCCACCACCAACAUUUCAGGAAUAGGAAGAGGAAGGCCGCUGCGACCUUUAGCCAGCGGAGCUAACGGCAGCUCCUCCACCUUGUCACGCUCCAGCCCCAAGUCUGAGAGUCUGCUGAGCGUGGCCUCGUCCUCCACCCAGCUGGUGAAGAACGCACCUCAGGCUGCAGCUUCCACGCCAGACGUCAUGGCCGGGACGCCGUGCAAACAGAACACCAGCUCCUCAUCCCUGCAGCAUCUGCUGGGGCCCAAGCUGGAGCGCAUCCAGAUGAUGGGGAACAAACUGGAGCCAAAGCAGACGCCGUGCUCUCAGCCUACAACCGCUGGGAUGGGAGGUACCAGUAAAAUUGACAAGUAUGCACGGAUCCUGUUCCCAGUGUCCUUUGGUGCAUUUAACAUGGUCUACUGGGUGGUUUACUUAUCGAAGGACACAAUGGUGGCUAAAGGUGGCUAGACUUUGUUCUGGCAUCAGGAGUGAUUACCGUUUCUUUCAACACACGGGAAGCAAAUCAGGAUUAUGGGAGUUUGCAGAGACUGUUGCCAAACAGAUAAACAAAAUAUGCUGGUCAAGCACUUCCAUAUCCCAGAGAACGCUCUCAGAAUACAUUUAUUUUUUUCUUCCUAAGGUCCUGGAACAGCAAGCAUGGGAACAAAUCAACCAAAUUAGAAAUAUCUGACUCAGCAUAGGAACGAGCACCUGCACACUGGAAUAUGCGACUGUCCUCUUUAUAUCACAUCGUGCUUCAUCUGACUGUGAAGGUCUUCAUUGGCUUCAACUGCCUCAUGAUCUCUUUCGGCCUGCAGUCGAGAUAAAGCAUGGGAAUUUUUCAUUUUCCUAUUUUUGUACCCUGCACCUGGUAAGAUGUUUGGAUGUGUGUUGCACCGUCCUGAACUGAACUCCACCAACUUUGUAAAUAUAUACAUUUAUUAGGGCAAACAGAUUUAUAUUUAAUGAAUACAGUCUACUUCCAUUUCAAUAUUAGGACUUGAUGCUUUGUUGCCAGACAGUUAGGGGAGUUAAACUAUCUGAGAGUACAAAGGGACUGUGGUCGUGGUCUGUGGACUCAGGCUGAUAAACUUUAAUUCUUGAACGCUGGCCAAAUAAGUUUGAAACUAAAAUGAAAUAGAUUUGUUCAGAUGGAAAAUCCUCGAACCAGGCUGAGUGGAGCUUUGGCUGGGACCUGAUCAACCACGAAAAGCUUCUUUUGUACAGUACCUACUUGCAAAGCAUCUUUCUUAUACAAGAUGGAUUAACUAAUCUGAAAUACUGAAGAUGAAAUACGGGGAUAAAAUCGGGCAGGAAGUAGUAAAUUCAAGUUAUUAAUUCAUGUAACAGUAGGGUUUAAGCUUCUUUCCUGACAAACAGGUUUCCGAAUAGCAGACAAAGAUUGUGUAAGUGAUUAAAAAAAGAGUCAUAACUUGAACAAAUAAAGGAGCAGAGGGUGAAGCCGUUUGCUCGUAGAUCACCGUGGCAGUGAAAUAGUGUGUUAAUGUGACUGAACUGCAGCUCAGAGGGUGAGGAAGCAAAAGACUGUUGCCAUCCUCAUUCUUAAAGAUGUUUCUAUAUGCUUUCAUUGUGAACACAUUUCAUUGUUUGACCGCACAUUGAUGGGGAAUCAUCUUUCAUGUACGACAAGAAGAAACUGAGUAUAAAGCUGCAGCGUGGCAUCAGAACACACAUUGUGAAGGUUGUGUGAAGGAAGAUUCUGUUUGGUAACGCCAGUGUGAGCUGAUGUGCAGCUGUCAAUCACUCAGUCAGCAUUUUGCCAACUAGGGUUAGAGUAAUGGGAUUUACUGUAGCCGCACUGUAAUACCAGCCAGAAUAAUUCCUAAUAAAAGUCUGAGCGCAGCACUG